AUGGGUAACCAGGCCUCCAAAGAAGGCGGUAGUCCUUCCACGCCCAAGGGCGCCGGCUCCGACGGCCCUCUUCAGUCUUAUCCUUCCAUCAGCAGGUCCGAUACAAAGGAAUCGUCUCGAUCCUUUCGCUCGCUCCGGUCCAAGAUUCCGGGCGGCAGCAGCGGCAAGUCCAUGACCAAUGUCGACAGCCCCAGGAAUUCGGCCUCGCUUUCCAACGGCGAGUCCAGCAGCGACAGAACACCCGAUGCCGCGUCGGUUCGGUCCGGCCGCAGCGGCCGUUCCAGCGCUUCUAGAAAUAGCCGCGGCGACCUGCCCAACUCGAAGAACAACUCUGCAGAUGUGUCGUCGCCCGACCCGGCCAUCCUCCAAGAUCAGCCGCCGCCCCCGUCUCCCGUAUUGCAUAGCGCAAAAGGUGCUGCGCACGACGUCGCUGCCGCCCAAGCCUCGGGCGAAGUCGACCAUGUCUCCGACCAGCCUCCCACUGCAAGCAAUGCCAGCGCCACCGCGCAUCUGCUGUCGCCGGGACAGCCGAUUCUAGUGAAGAGGGACAGCAUCGUGAACAAUGUGCGAAACUCACCUUCCAUGGACUCCACGACCAGGAUUGAAUCUAAUGGCAACAUGGCCAUGUCGGAGAUCAAGGAUAUGGACCUUGAUGACUACAUUAAGCGGCUCCUAGACGCAGGCUAUGCCGGCAAGGUGACCAAGAGUGCGUGUCUGAAGAACGCGGAAAUCGUGGCCAUUUGCCAGCGAGCUCGCGAGGUUUUUCUCUCGCAACCGGCAUUGCUGGAACUCGAUGCGCCCGUCAAGAUCGUCGGGGACGUGCACGGUCAAUAUACCGAUCUCAUUCGCAUGUUUGAAAUGUGUGGCUUUCCGCCCAUGGCCAACUAUCUCUUUCUGGGAGACUACGUCGAUCGGGGCAAGAUGUCGCUGGAGACCAUCCUGCUGCUGCUCUGCUACAAGCUCAAGUUUCCAGAAAAUUUCUUUCUGCUCCGCGGGAAUCACGAGUGCGCCAACGUGACACGAGUGUAUGGGUUCUACGAUGAGUGCAAACGAAGAUGCAAUGUCAAGAUAUGGAAGACCUUUAUUGACUGCUUCAACACGUUGCCCAUUGCAGCCAUUGUAGCGGGCAAGAUCUUUUGCGUGCAUGGUGGGCUUUCACCAGCGCUCAGUCACAUGGACGACAUUCGAAAUAUCGCUCGACCGACAGAUGUUCCCGACUACGGCUUGCUCAACGAUUUGCUUUGGUCGGACCCCGCAGACAUGGAGCAGGAUUGGGAAGCGAAUGAGAGGGGUGUGAGCUAUUGUUUCGGCAAACGCGUCAUUACCGAGUUUCUGGCCGUACACGACUUUGACCUCAUAUGCCGAGCACACAUGGUGGUUGAAGACGGAUAUGAAUUUUUCAAUGACAGGGUCUUGGUCACCGUGUUCAGCGCGCCAAACUACUGUGGCGAGUUCGACAAUUGGGGAGCCGUCAUGUCUGUAUCUUCUGAGCUACUGUGCAGUUUCGAGCUCUUGAAACCGCUAGAUUCGAGCGCUCUCAAGAGCCACAUCAAAAAGGGACGCAACAAGCGACAGCAGAUGCUCAACAGUCCUCCCGCGAGCGUACAGCCUCAAAGUGUGUAG
This is a messenger RNA of Metarhizium album ARSEF 1941, 1623 nucleotides long. RefSeq names its product serine/threonine-protein phosphatase PP-Z. The record is from RefSeq and is a predicted model, not a curated record. Lineage: Eukaryota; Fungi; Ascomycota; Sordariomycetes; Hypocreales; Clavicipitaceae. The transcript has 3 exons. Gene Ontology annotation, cellular component: nucleus; cytoplasm. Gene Ontology annotation, molecular function: protein serine/threonine phosphatase activity. Bases 1 to 1623 code for a protein of 540 amino acids.